AUGAGAGAUCGGCCCGACAUCAGCAUCGAAAAAUACACCAUAUACUGCGGGGAUUCUGAUGAGAACAAAGUAGAUGGCUGCGCAAUAGCUGUGAGGAACGAUUGCAACAACCUGGUGGAGGAAUUUGGCUCAACGUCGUCUAGAUGCGCCUUUGUGCGACUGCGGGAUCGCCGAGGACGUGAACUCUGGAUCGACGCCUUCUAUGAUGAACUCAAUGCGUUGAUGUCUAAAAUACCAAGCCAGCAGGUGGUCAUCGUCGGAAUCGACGCAAAUGCGAAGAUGGGACUCGAACAGCAAUCCGAUGUGCUAGGAAAAUGGUAUUAUGCAGCGGAACGCACGUCGGACAACAGUGACCGUCUGGUCGACUUGUGCGAACCGACGGGCCUCAUCACCGCUUCCACGUUUAAGAGGAAUCAUCGACGCCAUCAGCUCACGUGGCAGGGGUCAACCCUUUUAACGCCUGAAGAGCAGCGCAAGCGGAAGAUGUGGACUCUCAAACUUCAGCUCGACUACACUCUGACGAGGAACAUUCCUCAGUCAGAUAUGCGAAAAUCUAGAGCUGUUUGGGACGUCGCGUUCGACUCUGACCACCGUCCAGUUCUUCUCAGCUUCAAGAUACGGUUCCACAAGAGAAACCGAGAAGUUCCUCUUCAACCGAAAAUCGACAUGGCAGGUCUGAAGGACGAUGAAUGCAGAACAAAAUUCCGCCAACGUGUGUCUAUUCAUGUUGGAGUACGGAACAGGAAUAAGCUUAGCGAUGCGGAUUCCUUCACGAAGCGCAUCCGGGACGCUGCAAGGGAAACGCUCCCACUUCUAUUUCCGCAGAACUUUCCCUUUGCAUCUGCAGAAACAAAAUCCACGUACAAUUCUGCAUGUGUUGCUUGCUUGAUUGAUGACAUGAAUCAACGAAUUGCUGCAGUUCGAACAUCAGCCGGAUGUACAACACCGUUUGAGGUCGUAACUGGAUACGUUGUUACAGUUGCGGAAAGGAGUACGAAACUUCCACAUGUUGUCAACCUUGUUGCAGAACCCUUCACGUUCAAUUUCGCCAUCGACUACAUUAUGCGAAGAACAGUAGAUCUGUAUCCUGCCGAUAUCAUUCUAGCACCAUCAGGACCCUCCUUGACAGAUCUCGAGUACGCUGACGAUGUUGUUACAAUUGCGGAAAGGAGUACGAAACUUCCACAUGUUGUCAACCUUGUGUCGAAGCUGGCUGCAGCUUAUGGACUACGUCUACGCCCUGAUAAAUGCAAGCAGAUGUGGAUCUCUUCGAGACCUCGAACAGGAAUCAGUGUGGACGGACAACCGAUAGAACUCGUCGAUGAGUUCUGUUACCUGGGCUGUACGCUGAAGAACAAUGGUAGCUACGGGAGAGAUGUUCAGCAAAGAUGCGCUCUGGCCACUUCUGCAUUCAACUCCUUAACGAAAUGCUUGUGGUCGACCCUCAUCACCAAGUAA
This is a messenger RNA of Necator americanus (New World hookworm), 1458 nucleotides long. RefSeq lists its product as uncharacterized. The transcript has 3 exons. The coding region runs from base 1 to 1458 and encodes 485 amino acids. The record is from RefSeq and is a predicted model, not a curated record. NCBI's taxonomy places the organism in Eukaryota, Metazoa, Nematoda, Chromadorea, Rhabditida, Ancylostomatidae.